This is a messenger RNA of Alligator mississippiensis (American alligator), 6374 nucleotides long. It is a transcript of the gene GRIA3, whose product is annotated as glutamate ionotropic receptor AMPA type subunit 3. Gene Ontology annotation, molecular function: transmitter-gated monoatomic ion channel activity involved in regulation of postsynaptic membrane potential; AMPA glutamate receptor activity. Gene Ontology annotation, biological process: modulation of chemical synaptic transmission; monoatomic ion transport; synaptic transmission, glutamatergic. Lineage: Eukaryota; Metazoa; Chordata; Crocodylia; Alligatoridae. Gene Ontology annotation, cellular component: postsynaptic membrane; plasma membrane; dendritic spine. The transcript is spliced from 14 exons. The record is from RefSeq and is a predicted model, not a curated record. Bases 128 to 2434 code for a protein of 768 amino acids.
ACGGGGCGGGAGAGCCGGGCGCGCAGCCCAUGCGGUGAAGAGGAGGAGGCUGCGAGCCGGGGGCAUCCUCGCCCAUGCCCGCUCGCCCGCUCGCCUCGUAGGGACCGAAGCGCCGGCGCCGGAGACCAUGGGGCAGCGGGCGCUGCUGCUGCUGCUGCUGGCGGGGCUGCUGGGGGAGGCUCUGGGCGGCUUCCCAAACACCAUCAGCAUCGGCGGACUUUUCAUGAGAAAUACUGUUCAGGAGCACAGUGCUUUUCGAUUUGCUGUGCAGUUAUACAACACAAACCAAAAUAUCACAGAAAAGCCCUUCCAUUUGAACUAUCAUGUAGACCACCUGGACUCCUCCAACAGUUUUUCAGUGACUAAUGCUUUCUGUUCACAGUUCUCCAGAGGAGUUUAUGCCAUCUUUGGAUUCUACGACCAGAUGUCAAUGAACACACUGACGUCGUUUUGUGGGGCUCUGCACACGUCCUUCAUCACCCCCAGCUUCCCAACAGAUGCAGAUGUGCAGUUUGUCAUCCAGAUGCGGCCAGCCUUAAAAGGAGCCAUCUUGAGUCUUUUGACAUAUUACAAAUGGGAAAAGUUUGUGUACCUCUACGACACAGAGAGAGGGUUUUCCAUUCUUCAGGCAAUUAUGGAGGCAGCAGUGCAGAACAACUGGCAAGUGACAGCCAGAUCCAUGGGAAACAUAAAGGAUGUUCAAGAGUUUAGGCGAAUCAUAGAGGAAAUGGACAGACGACAAGAAAAAAGAUACUUAAUCGACUGUGAAGUAGAGAGAAUAAACACCAUUUUGGAACAGGUUGUAAUCCUUGGUAAACAUUCUCGAGGCUAUCACUACAUGCUAGCUAACCUGGGUUUCACGGACAUUACGUUGGAGAGAGUAAUGCAUGGAGGUGCCAACGUUACUGGAUUUCAGAUUGUGAACAAUGAAAACCCAAUGGUUCAACAGUUCUUACAACGUUGGGUUAGGCUGGAUGAAAGGGAAUUCCCUGAAGCUAAGAACUCACCGUUAAAGUAUACAUCUGCACUGACCCAUGAUGCAAUCCUAGUAAUAGCAGAGGCUUUUCGCUACCUCCGAAGGCAGCGUGUCGACGUCUCCAGGAGAGGCAGUGCUGGAGACUGCCUAGCAAACCCUGCUGUACCCUGGAGCCAAGGAAUCGAUAUAGAACGAGCACUGAAAAUGGUACAAGUACAAGGAAUGACUGGAAACAUCCAGUUUGACACCUAUGGGCGUAGAACAAAUUAUACAAUUGAUGUAUAUGAAAUGAAAGCUGCUGGAUCUCGGAAAGCUGGUUAUUGGAAUGAAUAUGAACGAUUUGUGCCAGCUGUGGACCAGCUAAUGUCUAACGACACUUCUUCUGUGGAGAACAGAACUAUAGUUGUCACUACCAUCUUGGAAUCACCAUAUGUAAUGUAUAAGAAAAACCAUGAACAACUAGAAGGGAAUGACAGAUAUGAAGGAUAUUGUGUAGACUUAGCUUUUGAAAUAGCAAAACAUGUUGGAAUAAAAUACAAACUGUCAAUUGUUGGAGAUGGGAAAUAUGGAGCUAGGGACCCUGAAACUAAGAUUUGGAAUGGCAUGGUGGGUGAGCUGGUCUAUGGGAGAGCAGAUAUAGCCGUUGCCCCACUCACCAUAACACUUGUACGAGAAGAAGUCAUAGACUUUUCAAAGCCUUUUAUGAGCCUGGGCAUCUCCAUCAUGAUCAAGAAGCCUCAGAAAUCUAAGCCUGGAGUAUUCUCUUUUCUGGAUCCUUUGGCUUAUGAAAUUUGGAUGUGUAUAGUCUUUGCUUAUAUUGGAGUCAGCGUAGUUCUUUUCCUAGUCAGCAGAUUCAGCCCUUAUGAAUGGCAUUUGGAAGACAACAACGAAGAACCACGUGACCCUCAGAACCCUCCUGACCCUCCAAAUGAGUUUGGAAUAUUUAACAGCCUUUGGUUUUCCCUGGGUGCCUUUAUGCAGCAAGGAUGCGAUAUUUCUCCAAGAUCUCUCUCAGGGCGAAUUGUUGGAGGAGUCUGGUGGUUCUUCACCCUCAUCAUUAUCUCUUCCUACACUGCUAAUCUUGCUGCCUUCCUAACUGUGGAAAGGAUGGUCUCUCCCAUAGAAAGCGCAGAAGAUCUGGCUAAGCAAACUGAAAUAGCCUAUGGGACUUUGGAUUCAGGCUCAACCAAAGAAUUUUUUAGAAGAUCCAAAAUAGCCGUCUAUGAGAAAAUGUGGUCUUACAUGAAGUCGGCAGAGCCAUCCGUGUUUACCAAAACAACAGCUGACGGCGUGGCCAGAGUGCGCAAGUCCAAGGGGAAGUUUGCCUUCCUGCUGGAAUCGACCAUGAACGAGUACAUUGAGCAGCGGAAGCCCUGUGACACAAUGAAAGUUGGUGGAAACCUGGAUUCCAAGGGCUAUGGUGUAGCAACUCCAAAAGGCUCAGCAUUAAGGGAAUGAUAUUUAGGGCAAAGUAAAAGCUGUGGCCUCAAGGAACAGAUGGAAGCUACAUCAUGGAAGGAGAUGUGUGCGCCGUUGUCUUAUGAUGUUAUUUUACGGACUGUACUUACUCAGGAUACUCUAUCAGCUAAGCUAAUGGAAUUGAUCUGUCAGCUUACGGGGUGGAGUCCCAGGCUUUGGGAUAUCAAUGUCCUGAGUUUGUAUUCAGCUUCUUCCUCCCCAGAUGUUAGCGUGUGCAUGUGUGUGGGUGUAGUGUAUAUAGGUUUAAAUCAUUACAGAUCCAUGGCAUCGGCAUCUUAGAUUGAACUUCUGUGACGCCUCGAUGCUGGUUUAUGCUCAAGAUUUGGGGUGAGUAUGUGACCCCUUUGCUUGCAUAUCUAUAUACUGCUUCCAAUUGCUGGACUAUAAAUAAUCUAUUCACACAGGAAAAUCCCUUUCAUAGCUUGCCUCUCUUCCUCCCUUUAGUUCACCAAGUAAUUUAUGGUUGUUUUAGAUCAUGAUGCCUCCUCCUGAUAUUGUUCUUUUAUUUCUAUUGUGAGGCUAGCAGAUACCCAGUGACUGUAAAUUCUGUGAUUUCCAAGGAUCUUGAGUCAUGCAACUGAGAAAAAAUGAAUGCAAAAUUGACGUGCUAUGGAGUUUUUCUUUCUAUUACGGUCCAUCAAACAAACUGUGCAACAUUUAUCAUUGUUGCAUCCAAAACCAGAUGUUCCAGUUGUAAUUUAAGACCACAGAGAUUAUAGUUCUAGUCUGAAAUAAUUAUAGAAAACCAGAUCUUCAGCUGGUGUAAAUUUCCUGCCUCUAUCGAAGUCAAUUAGCAACAGCUAUGGCAAUUAGCGGAAGCCUAAAGAUCUGACCCACGAAGUCAUGGAAGCUACAAAUAUUCUACUGAGUAAGAGUCUUACCAAUUCCAGCAAUGCUCAUUUACUCAGUGAGACUAAAUGGAGGGCUUGCCACAUCCAUAUGUGAUUUAUAUGUGAUAGUAUGCAUAAGCUGAUGUAACUGUUGCUGACAUGCUGGCUGCAUGUCAUCAUUCAUUCACUUAGCUUUCUUAAAUGAACAUGAAUUUAAUCUCACCCAUAGCGAAUCAUGGCAAAAUUGUACAGCAUAUUGUAUUCAGAAACUAUUGCUUGAUUGAGCCGAGUUCUUAUUUGUGUGACAACGUAGGGUAGUAGUAUUUAGGAAAUCUUCCUAAAAUGUGUUAUUAAAUGGUUCCAGUUUGGGGUUCCAUGAUUUUAUUAUACAACCAUUUCCCUCAGAGAUAAACUAAGUCUAAAGAAGGAACAAAUUUGCAAGAUAUAAUAUAGAUGAAGGUAGCAGGAUGAGAGGCUAAGUUAAAUUUACCAUUCAGUUGAAUAAGAACAAUUUUCGGCAAAGACAUAAUUCUGUAGUUCAAGUGCUGGCAGAUUUUGGUUGUUUCCUUGCCUUGAUAGUAACAUUCUGUGACACUUAAUACUUCAGUAAAUUGUUUGUGUGAAUUCAGUCCCCAAGCAGAUUUCAUAUGCGCAGAAUCUCUGCUAAUUAUUUGACUGAAUUUCUUUGUUGGUAAUGAAUUACUUUUUUAAGCUAAUAUAUUUUUAGAAACACAUUCCAAGUCAUGAACGAUACCAUGCUAUUUAAUUUUCAAGGCUAUUUUUAUUUUAGAAUUAACUCUGUAACCAUUUUGCAUAUAUUGUCUUCUGUGAUGUAUCCUAUACAUUUGAGAGCAGAAUUUUGCUAUGAGCAGAAUGAUUCUGUUCCCCUUCUCUCAUCUGCUUCUCUCGGGGUACAAUGUACUAUUAUAUUCAUUGCAUUUUUAAUACCAGUAUAUUUUUAAGAAAAAAUUUGUUAUGAGUUAUUUGAAAUUGUCCUUUAUAGCUAAGAAACCCCACUGGCAAAUGUCUGAAGCCUGGCAGAGAGACAAUUUUUUUCAAAUACGGCCUUGUAAAAAACAGCCAUGAAACAAUUCAUUUGUGCGAUUUGCAUGAAAAUAGUGUUUAUCAACGUGUAUUUACAUGUUCAUCUAGUGCAUGCUAUAAGCAGGGGCUAUGCAUAAAGAUGGAAAUGGGCUAAAAUGGUAGAUCAGAACUAAUCAUAGUAGCACUGAGCUAAUCUGCAGGUAUGUCUUAGCAAGUGAAAAUUGCUGGUUUUUUGCAAAUUACUGAGCAGUGUUUUUAAAAGGAAGAUACCAAAAAUGAUUUCGUGCAUUCAUUUGACAAAUACUGUUUCAUAGCAUAUUAUUAAAUGAUGUUGUAGCCUAUUUUGUAACAAUAAUGAAACCUUCGUAAUAGGACUGUGUGAAGCUUUGGUCCCUGAUUCAAUUCAGCAGAGAUUUGGCCCAACUCUGCAUACCUUGAGGUACCAGGCGGCUCGCGAAUGUUGAGAUGUUGGGGUGGAUGAAGCGUCCCAUAAAAGCAUGGGGGGGCUUCCCAGUGUGCUCGGCAGCAGACCCGGAAGUGGACCAGAAGCACUUUUGGUCCACUUCUGGGUCUGCCGAGGAGUGCAUGGGGCAUCCCCCCACGCCCCUCCCCGGUUCGUCAACUGGUGCCUCCUGGUUCUGGGGGGUCCAAGCCAGGGGGGCCAAUCACUGAGCCAGGAGGGCAUGCCCUCCCUCCCCCCCCCCGGCCCCACACGCUCAGCGGUGGGCCUGGAAGUACUUCUGGUCCACUUCCGGGUUCACCGCCGAGCACACGGGAGGGCCCCUGCACUCCUGUGGGACGCUCCAUCCACCCCACCAUCACAGCAUUCACAAGCUGCGCCUGGCACCUUGAGGUAUGUAGAAAACACAUUUAAAGCCGUGUCUAUGACCGAAUCACUAAUUCGCCAAAUCAGCAUCGAAUCUUCAGAUUCGGAUUCAACCGAAUCGAAUCAGGGACAGUGAUCCAAAUCAACUAAUCAAAUCACUGUCCCUGGUUUGGGCUGAAUCUGAAUCCAAAUCAAAUACGGCCCGUUUUCCACACCCCUGUUUCAUAACAGGAGGCUUCAUUACAGCACUCCAGUCUGCCCAAUAAGUUUGUAGGAGAUUCAUAGGUAUGCAAAUUAGCAAGGACCCUAACUCAGGAAUUCGAAGGGAGGGUUUCUGAAAAAUGUAUUAUACAGUUGGUGGAACAGCUUUUAGACGUGGGGCUUGCACUUAAGAAACAGGUGGAAAAGACGAACUAUUUGGAAAUACUCAACAUGGGAUCAAGUUUGCCACUGUUCCUCACUGGUCUCUUUCUUGGUAAGUGGUCCUCUCAAAGAAGCCACCUCGGGGAAACACGAUUUUUUCUUUUUUUAAAGGAACUUUUUUUUUUGCUUUGAAACAACCCUAUUUGUUCAUACCCAAGGCAGAUGCCCACAUUCAUCCGGGUGCAUUCUCUGUGAUCUGCCUCAGCUACCAAAGUUGGGGGCAACCGUGGCUUUACAGAGCCAACCCGGCUAUCCCAGAACGUUCUCUGCAGCCCUCAGACCAGGCAGCACCAAACUGAAGGCUAAUGAUGAUCCAGAAGGUAGGAGCCUCUGAAAAAGCUAUUACAAGGAGGAAAAAGAAACCCCUGGACAUGGAAAAGGAGAUGUAUGUAUAGACAAGCAAGAGAGAGAGACAAUGAGGAGGCUAGCUGGAAUAUGAGGUAAGGCAAGGUUUUUGCAUACGUCCAUUCAUAGCCAUGGUCACACAGAUUAGAAAAGGUCAAAGAAAGGAAGGGAGCAGGGGAAAAUCCUCAUACAAGAAAAUCUGUCAGGUGGUUUUCGUUACAGUAUAAACAUACCACCUUCCACGUACAGCUUCCCCAGCAGCAGUCAGAUGUAAAGAUUUGAGCACUAUCAUUAGCAUUCACAGCUCCUGCUCCUGCCACAUCAGUGCAUUUCAAUCCUGGGCGUUGUUAUAAAUGAAUUAAAAUGACUCAUAACUGCUCUCAUUUCCUAAUCCAAUAUGCAUGUAUUAUUGCAUUAGUACUUGACACUACUAUUAAAUAUUGAAUUAUGA